GGCACCUUGGUUUUGCUCGAGAAGAGACGAUUUGGCCCCGUCCCGGCCUGGAGGGCCGAAUUUGUAGAGCCGGAAGCGAUUUGGUUGGUCGGAACUUCGCAUAUUUCUCCCAAAUCGGUUCAGGAUGUCCAGCGAGUUGUUCGAGCUGUGAAGCCUGAUAAUGUGGUGGUCGAGCUCUGCAGGAGCAGAGCUGGUAUCAUGUAUACCUCAGAUGCUGGUGAGCCAGACCAGAAAUUAAAGUCCAACAUGUUCUCUUUGAGCGGGGAUGGUUUUUUGGGUGCUGUUGGUCGCAGCAUAAACCUAGGAGGCCAAACUGCUCUUGCUUUACGUCUGCUUUUAGCAGUUUUUUCGUCAAAAAUUUCUUCAGAUGUUAACCGUCCUUUUGGCGAUGAGUUCCGAGCUGCUCGUAAAGCGUCUGAAGAAGUUAGUGCUCAAAUAGUUUUGGGGGACCGGCCAAUUGAGAUAACUCUAGAAAGGGCAUGGAACGCGCUGACAUGCACCGAGAAGUUGAGCUUAGUAAGCUCAGUUGUUCGUGGAAUAACGUCAGAAUCUAAUUUUUCUCAGAACAAUGAUGAGCUCCAGGAAUCAGGUGAAAAUGGUAGUUCCUUACAGCUCUAUGAGCAGCUCGGCUUUUCUUAUCCAUCCCUCCUUCAACCUCUUAUUCAUGAACGAGAUACCUACCUGGCAUGGUCUCUAAAACGAAGCAAGGCAGUGAACAAGAGUAAAAGAGUGGUGGGGGUGAUUGGAAGGGGCCAUAUGAACGGUGUCGUUUAUGCGAUAAUAUCAGACCAAGGAAACUUGCGAUUUCGAGACCUUGCAGGAAAGAAAGCUGGGGAUCAGGGUUCCAAUGGCUUCGUUAGCGGUCUCGUACAGAGCUUGGUUAGAGACACUGUAAUUGGUGUUGUGUUGUGGGUUGUAUAUGAACAAUUGAAACAACUUCAUGUAGUACCUUAGCUGUUGCUUUGCUUUCCUUUCCAAAUCAUAUAUUUUCUGAAAAUUGAUCUCAGAAUAUAUACCAUUCAAAAUUUUUAUGUAAAGAUAAUAUUUGAUCGCUGUAUCUGGAAUUAAUCCAUCCUUCAAUAAAUCAACUGAAAAUUGAGGUAGAGUUUCUUCAUUUUCCUCA
Molecule: messenger RNA, 1123 nt
Organism: Momordica charantia (bitter melon)
Lineage: Eukaryota; Viridiplantae; Streptophyta; Magnoliopsida; Cucurbitales; Cucurbitaceae
Product: TraB family protein
Source: RefSeq, a predicted model, not a curated record